This is a messenger RNA of Panicum virgatum (switchgrass), 1536 nucleotides long. RefSeq names its product zinc finger BED domain-containing protein RICESLEEPER 2-like. The transcript has 4 exons. Gene Ontology annotation, biological process: regulation of transcription by RNA polymerase II. Gene Ontology annotation, molecular function: DNA binding. Gene Ontology annotation, cellular component: nucleus. The record is from RefSeq and is a predicted model, not a curated record. Bases 1 to 1536 code for a protein of 511 amino acids. Lineage: Eukaryota; Viridiplantae; Streptophyta; Magnoliopsida; Poales; Poaceae.
AUGGAGGAAAUGACUGGCAACGACGAGAUCCGGUUGAUGGACGGGGUCGGAGAUGAUGAAGAAGACAUGCUCGCGGGGCAGCAGGAACUGUUUGGCCAAAGUGCCGAUGCACCUAUCGAUCUUGGUGCUGAUGGUGAUGCUGCCGGUGCCGGUGCUGGUGCCGGUGACGGUGCCGGUGCUGGUGCUGAGCAGGACGCCGAGAGCACUGGCGCCAAGAGGAACCAGCCAUGCACCUCUGAUGGCUGGGAUGAGUACGAGAAGAUCUACAAGGGUAAUGCUAAAGAAGACUACCUUAGUGUGGUUGCUCAUUUUGUUAGUGCUGACUGGCAAUUAGAGAAGCGGAUCUUAGAGAUGAGGCUCAUUGAUGUUUCCCACAAUGGUGACAACAUUGCUGAGCGUGUGCUUGCUGUGUUGGAAGAAUUUGGUUUAACUGAAAAAGUAGUAUCUGUUACUUUGGACAAUGCAUCUGCUAAUACUAGUGCUAUGAACAUUUUAUCUCCUCAAAUUUCUGGUUAUUCUGGCUUGAAGAGGAUAUCUGCUUACCUGGAAUCAUUUAGAACAACAAUUUCUUUCUUGAAUUCUUCUAACCAGCGCAUUGCAGCAUACAAAACCUAUUGCAUUGCUGUAAAUGAGCGUCCAAGGAAGUUUGGUUUAGACAUGGAUGUGAGGUGGAACUCUACCUAUAUCAUGCUUAAGCAUCUAAUCCCUCAUAGGCAGAGCUUUAGUGUGUUUAUCCAGACACACUACCCAAGGGAACCAGGUGAGCCUAUGCUACUGACAGAGUCCCACUGGUAUAUUGCUGAACACAUCUUGACAUUUCUUGAGCUCUUCUAUGAUUCAACUUGUGCACUGUCUGCUGUAUAUGAUCCUACAUCUCCAUUAAUAUUGCAUAACAUAAUUGAGAUUGCUGCACACCUAAACAAAUAUGAAAAUGAUGCAAUGCUUAGAUCAGUGGUUGUUCCUAUGAAAGAUAAAUUUCUUAAGUAUUGGAGGGACAUACCUAUACUUUACUCAAUUGCAUUCAUCAUGGAUCCUAGAGCUAAGGUAAGGGGUUUCAGCAAAGCUCUAGUUGUAGUUUCUAACCUCACUGGUAUUGAAUACUCUUCUUAUUUAAUUGAGGUAAGAGCUCAACUUUCUAGCAUGUUUAACAAAUAUGAUGAGAAGUUUGGUGCAGUGAGAAUGCAAAGGCCUUCACAACUAGUGAGUUCUGGUAAGAGAAAAGCUGCCUGGGGUAAGAUUUUUGGUGAUGAUGGUGCUAGUUCUAUUGGUGCUAGUUCAUCCAGUUUUGGUAACUCUUCACCCACUCCAUCCUCUCUAUCUAGAAGAACUUCUGCCAGUGCAUUGUUGCAAGCAGCAACAAGUGGUGCUGCCCUUGCUACUGCUUCUGAACUAUCUUCCUACUUGGAUAGUGACAAUAAUCUGCAUUCAAGUCUUACUGUCAGGAUCAUCGAGGAGCGUCGCCGCCUAUUGGCUCCAGAAACGGUGGAGAUGCUUUCCUGCAUCAAGGACUGGGAGGCUGGUGAUGCAAGAGCAUAG